Molecule: messenger RNA, 1482 nt
Organism: Arabidopsis lyrata subsp. lyrata
Lineage: Eukaryota; Viridiplantae; Streptophyta; Magnoliopsida; Brassicales; Brassicaceae
Product: probable serine/threonine-protein kinase PBL5
Exons: 5
Coding region: 131-1285 (384 amino acids)
Biological process (GO): protein phosphorylation
Molecular function (GO): ATP binding; protein kinase activity
Source: RefSeq, a predicted model, not a curated record
UCUUUCUCGCUCUUGUUUUCUCGUAGAGAGUCUCUCUCUCUAUCUAAUUACAUUUUCCGGGGAAAAGUUUCUCGGGAAAAUUAGAAGAAAAAAAGUCUCAAGAAAGAUUUAUCUUCGUUGAAUCGCUGCGAUGAGUAAUCGUUUCAUAUGCUGUUUCGGAGGCGGAAGCUCAAGUAAAGUAGUGCAAGAUCCAUCGGAACUACCGCAACAGCAACCACAAGAAUCACCGGAUCCAUCGGAUUCAUCCGAUACAUCGGAACAACCAAAUUCACAACCGCAUUCAUCGGGGGGAAGUGGUGACGACGAAGCUCCGAGUACGGGAGUUAAAUUUCGAUGGCGUGAAAUCGAAGACGGAACCGAAAACUUCGGGAUAACACAUUUGAUCGGCCAAGGCAACUACGGCAAAGUCUAUCGCUGCAAUUUCCCAAGAAUUCAUAAGGUUGGAGCUGCAAAGAUUCAUAAUAAUAAUAUCACAGCUGCUCUUAGUGAGUUCAUAGCAGAGACUACAACGUUAUAUGCAGCUGAUCACCCAAAUGUGAUUAAACUUCUUGGCAAAUAUUUUGGCAUACAAAAAAGUGUCCUAGUCUACGAAUUCAUGCCUAAUGGCUCUCUUGACCACCAUCUCUUUGCUCAAGCAAGGCAGGUUCAGGGUCUAACGAAGCCAACUCGGGUUUUGGAUUGGAACACAAGGAUGAGAAUUGCUGUGGGUGUAGCCGAAGGUCUGGUUUAUGUACACCAGGGGCUUUAUGCGAUUCACAGAGAUGUCAAAGUCGAAAACAUCUUACUUGACAAUAAUUUUGUGCCGAAGUUGAGUGAUUUUGGAUUUGCGACUAAGAUCGUUUACAAUUCAAACGGUGUUGAGAGGCAGAGGGAGUUCAAUUCGAGUGGAACUCAAGGAUACAUAGCACCGGAAGCAGAGGAGUUCGGGUUGAUUUCGACAAAGUCCGAUAUCUAUAGCUAUGGAGUUUUUCUGUUAGUGCUUUUAACUGGAAGGAAAGCUUAUGAUAUGAAGAGACCUGUUGCGAAAGAGAAACUCACUGAUUGGUUAAUGCCAGUAUGGACUAGACUGGAGUAUGCGCCUAUGGUAGUUGAUGUUGCCCUCGGUAAUAAGUAUUCGGUUGAAGGUUUAAACCGCCUAUUUCAAACUGCGAGGAUGUGUAUAAACGCACAGGCACUUGAACGGCCUGCGAUGGAUUUUGUGGAAACGAUGGUUCGUGAAGCUGCAGCUUUCCCAGUACUCCCAGAGGAGACCCCUGUGACCGAGAGGUGUUCGACUUCGACAUAAGAGGAUUUCUCAGGCGGUUUUAUGUAGGCUUUAUUUUUUUGGUGUUUGUUUUUUCAGAAACAUAUUAUAGACUUUGUUGUGUAACGGAUGGUUUUGUUAAUGUUUCUUCCAUUUGAGACAAGAUCAAGGUGUGAAACUUUUGAGACAAUGCCAUCUGUGCAAUAGUUGUUAAUCAACGACUGAGAUCUCUUUGUCUU